GAUAUUGUUGUUCUAUGGGACAAUUAUAAUUUUGUUGGUCUCUACCCUAAUGUGAAAAGAUUUCUAAAGAACUUAGUCAGAAAUGAGAAGCUGGCCGCGAAGGAACAAGGAACUUAUCUUGGUUUCGUCACACUCCAAAACGACAACAAACUAAGAGAAUUAUUGCAACUUGGGGAUAUUAAGAAUAAAACAGAGCUGAUAAAGUGGAUUGAGGAUUUUGAAAGCAGCAAUUAUUCCAGAAGCAAUACGACCAUCAUAAAAAAGGCACACGGACUUAAAAUUCAUGCGCUAAAAAACAGCACUUGGAAAAACGACCGUCCUGGUGUGGACGACGUCAUCCUGUUGUUAUUAUUGGGCAAUAGGACUGACAACAACAGUUUAGUAAAAAAUCAAGCGAGGUUCGUUGAUAUCUUAAGGAAAGCGAAAAAUUCCACCAUCGUAGGCAUUGUUGGAAGCGAAAGCAAUUUCCUCACAUUUGACGUUAAAAGAUCGUCGUCACCACAUCCGGUGUUUAAACAAAUUAUAUCCGACAACUUAGACGAAGAUUUGAAUAAAAUCGUUGAUGCCUUUUGUGCAUAUCCAGGAGGAGUAUGUGAUUGUGCACGUGAUGAAGAUUUUAUUGCAUAUGCUACACCUGGUGGACUCACAGGAUUGGUCAAUUGGACAAUACCCGAAGUCACGUGUUCUGAUUAUGAGAGAGGUCCAGUCGGUCCACCUGGCGUCACGUCUCCCGCACAUUUCUCGCUCGGCAAACACGUGAUUACCUAUCCAUUCUCGUACAAAAGUGAUGGCAAGAUCAUUCAGUUUAAAUGUUUUGUCAGAUUUACCGUUGUUCAAUUCCUAAGUGCAUGUUCAAUAUUACGAGAAAAAAAUCAAACAGCCGAUAGCGGCAUGUAUCGUGUAACUUUCAUGCAAGGACACUCAGCUAUGACAUUUUGUGAUAUGACUUCAAAGAAUGGUGUUGGUGUGACAGAGAUUGGACAUGAUAGUGAAUCCAGAACACUUGUAGAUGGACAUGAAUCUCCAGGUUCUUACAAAAGAAAGAUUAAAUAUAACAUUUCCAUGGAGCAGAUUGUCGCGAUUAUCAACCAGUCGAAGAAUUGUGAGCAAUUUAUUCAAUAUGAAUGUUUUGAUAGUUUGUUGUUCAGAUAUCCCUACGGUUGGUGGGUAUCACGUCAGGGUUACAAGAUGGAUUAUUGGGGUGGAGCGGCAGUCAACAGUGGAAAGUGUUCAUGUGGAAUGACCAACAGCUGUGCAGAUGGAGGAAAAUGUAAUUGUGACGAGAAUACUCAAAUAUGGCGUGAAGACAGUGGAUACCUGACAGACAGGAAAACACUUCCUGUCACUGAGUUGAGAUUUGGCGAUACAUCUUCAUAUAAAGGGAGAGAUGAGCUUGGUUAUCAUACACUGGGAAAAUUACGUUGCUGGGGAUAA
Molecule: messenger RNA, 1434 nt
Organism: Dendronephthya gigantea
Lineage: Eukaryota; Metazoa; Cnidaria; Anthozoa; Malacalcyonacea; Nephtheidae
Product: neurexin-4-like
Exons: 4
Coding region: 892-1434 (180 amino acids)
Source: RefSeq, a predicted model, not a curated record